AUGGUUCCUCAAGUGAAACUGUGGAUGAAACGUUUGGGAGUGAAGACCUCCAAGACCCCCACGUGUCUCCUGCUGGACCAGGACGCUCAGCUCCAGGCGUUUGGAUACGAGGCUCAGGAGAAGUUCUUCAAAAUGAAGACAGGCGCCACAGAUUACUAUUACUUUACAGACUUUAAGAUGAGUCUUUAUAAAAAGAAAAUCACAAAAGAUCUGAUGAUCCACGAUGUGAACAAGCGUCCGAUGAGUGCGCUGACGGUGUUCUCUGCGGCGCUGAGGUUUCUGAAGGACGACGCCCUCAACACCAUCAACACCAUCAACAAGUCCAACAGAACGAGGUUCACUGCCGCAGACUUCAGCUGGGUCCUCACGGUGCCGGCCAUCUGGGACAACGCUGCACGACAGUUCAUGAGAGACGCUGCUGUCGAGACUGGGAUCGUGUCCUCGUCCUCUGAGGACAAACUGUUGAUUGCUCUGGAGCCAGAGGCUGCUUCAGUUUGGUGCAAACAGCUUCCAGCCAAAGGCUUCAUCAGAGACGGACAGGAGCGAGUGCAGCUGCAGGAGGGCGAGCAGUACGUGGUGCUGGACUGUGGAGGAGGAACCAUCGACAUUACAGUUCAUGAAGUCCUUGAAGGGGGAGCCCUUAAAGAGCUGCACAAAGCAUCAGGAAACAACAAAGGAGGACGAAGAGUGAACAAGAGGUUUAACCAGUGUCUGAGAGAGUUCUUCUGUGGCGGUCUGUGGGAAGACUACGAGAGAGAGUUUCCCAAAGAGGCUCAGACGUUUGUGGAGGAUUUCAUUUACCAUGCGGCCCCACAGAGCCGUGUUUAUAAGACCCACAUCGACAGAAGUUUAAGGCAAAAGUUAAAAAGGAUCGAAAAGUCUCAGGAAGAGGGCGACUCUCUGUUCAAACCCAUGGAAGGUGUGGAGCUGGAGGGGGACAAACUGAGCGUCUCAGAGAAGAAGAUGGAGUCUUUCUUCCAUGAGAGUCUGGUCCACAUCACUGACAGUCUGUGCGAGAUCCUGGACUCACAUUCUCAGAUACAGUAUAUUCUGUUAGUGGGAGGUUUCUCUCAGAGCAGGAUCCUCUGUGACCAUGUGCGCCAACAGUUCAGUGACCGGGCCAGAGUGCUGUGCCCUAAGAACCCUCAGGAGGCCAUUCUGAAGGGAGCUGUGGUGUUCGCACGAGACCAGGCGGUCAUCCGCUCUCGCAAGAGCGCAUUCACGUACGGCUACGUCAAGAUGCGCAGGUUUGAUCCAAGAAUACAUAAACCAGAGAAGAAGUUGACCAACGCCGACGGGGACUGGUGUGACGACCUGUUUGGAAAACUAGUGGAAAUAGGUGAAGAUGUGGGAUGGAACCAAAGUGUAGAAUACAUAUUAAAGCCAAUCACAGAAAAUCAAACAGUCAUGGAUUUUGAGUUCUACCGCACUGAGAGGAAGUCUGUGACAUACGUGGAUGAGUGGGGGGUGGAGGGUCCUGUGGCCUGCUGUACUGUGGCCAUGCCAGACACCAGCAAAGGCAUGGAUCGACAGUCCCCACUGACCGAGGCUCUGCUGUUAGGAACCAGACAGCCCCCACUGACCGAGGCUCUGGUGUUAGGAACCAGACAGCCCCCACUGACCGAGGCUCUGGUGUUAGGAACCAGACAGUCCCCACUGACCGAGGCUCUGGUGUUAGGAACCAGACAGCCCCCACUGACCGAGGCUCUGGUGUUAGGAACCAGGCAGCCCCCACUGACCGAGGCUCUGGUGUUAGGAACCAGACAGCCCCCACUGACCGAGGCUCUGGUGUUAGGACCCAGGCAGCCCCCACUGACCAAGGCUCUGGUGUUAGGAACCAGACAGCCCCCACUGACCGAGGCUCUGGUGUUAGGAACCAGACAGCCCCCACUGACCGAGGCUCUGGUUCCCAAAGACCUGUGCUCUGCCAACUGA
Molecule: messenger RNA, 1935 nt
Organism: Knipowitschia caucasica
Lineage: Eukaryota; Metazoa; Chordata; Actinopteri; Gobiiformes; Gobiidae
Source: the annotation of a GenBank genome assembly